Uranotaenia lowii is the source of this 466-nucleotide messenger RNA. Its product is annotated as cathepsin K-like. Gene Ontology annotation, molecular function: cysteine-type endopeptidase activity. The record is from RefSeq and is a predicted model, not a curated record. Bases 155 to 451 code for a protein of 98 amino acids. Gene Ontology annotation, cellular component: lysosome. The transcript is spliced from 3 exons. NCBI's taxonomy places the organism in Eukaryota, Metazoa, Arthropoda, Insecta, Diptera, Culicidae.
CACGUCGAAUACUCGUUCUGCCAGGUUGGGUCAGGCCAGCUUUCGAGAGGAAGAAAAAAUUAAGGCAACCUCCUACAGAAGCCGGAUUCCGAAGCAAGGCAAAUGCCACUUCAACCGGGACUAUGCGAUUGCGAACAUUAGCGAGUGGGCCAUCAUGCCCAAAAACGAGGAAGCGUUGGCGUUUGCCCUCUGGAAGGUCGGACCGAUUGCCGUGAGCCUGAAUGCUGCCCCGAAGUCGUUCCAGUUGUACAAAUCCGGCAUCUACGACGACGAAGCGUCCUGCGACAACUCGAAGGUGAACCACGCGAUGCUGCUGCUCGGCUACACGCCCAAGUACUGGAUCCUGAAAAAUUGGUGGGGCGGUUGGGGCGAGGAUGGCUACAUGAGGCUGGCACGUGGGCGCAAUCUGUGCGGCAUUUCGAACUACGCGGCCUACGUUACGAUCAAAUGAGGACCUAAUAAAACU